Messenger RNA from Podospora pseudocomata, 1395 nucleotides. RefSeq lists its product as uncharacterized. The transcript is spliced from 3 exons. Lineage: Eukaryota; Fungi; Ascomycota; Sordariomycetes; Sordariales; Podosporaceae. The coding region runs from base 328 to 1344 and encodes 338 amino acids. The record is from RefSeq and is a predicted model, not a curated record.
GCCGAUCCUCCCAAGCAAGAGUCUUAGAUUACCCUUGCAUCGCAAAUAUCAAGGCUCGGGCUUAUCUGAACAUGCCUUUGUAUCAGCAGACGGCAUUGGCGCGGCUGUAGACGGAAGGCUUUACCAUGUGGUUUGUCCUUUACCCCAAACCGGGGAAUGGGACUCUUGUGUAUUUAGGACGAGGUUACCUUGUUGUCUGUUCUUGCAUUUGAUUUUCCGGGUUGAGCGUCUCUGGAGGCUGAUAUCUUUUGUUGUUCCUGCUGGGAACUCCCAUCGUUCUUCCUACCACCAUCCGCCUCAGAAGCACAGGAGAAACAGACCAAGAUCAUGAAGUCAACCCUCCUAGCAGCGGCACUCCUUCAAGGAGCCGCCCAAGCCCAACAAAUGAUACGUUUCGGCUGCUCCCAGCUCGUCGUCUCCCGCCUCGACCCCCUCGUCAACCCAGGCCUGGAACAGUCUCCCCACGUCCAUCAAAUCGUCGGUGGUAACUCCUUCAACGCCCACAUGCCCUUCGAGCAAGGCUUCGACCUCGUCAAAAACUCCACCUGCACUUCGUGCACCUUCAGCGAGGACUUUAGCAACUACUGGACCGCCGUCCUCUACUUCAAGGCCCGUAACGGCACCUACAAGCGCGUGAGGCAGUUCCCCAACGUCGGCCUCCGAACAGACGGCGGCGUGACAGUCUACUACAUCCCACCGUACGACGGUAAGACAACCGUCACCGCCUUCAAGCCCGGCUUCCGCAUGCUGGUCGGCGACGCCGGCCUCCGCCAGAACAGGGGCAUGCAAAAGCAGCUCUGCCACCGCUGCCUCGGCGCUGGGUACGACCGCGGCGGAGCCCCCUGCACAGGAAGCGACAGCACCACCCUCCCCAACAAGUUCUGCGACGGCGGCAUCAGAACCACCAUCACGUUCCCCACCUGCUGGGACGGAAAGAAUCUCGACGCGCCUGACCACAAGAGCCACGUGGCGUACCCCCAGACUGGAUCGUUCGAGAGCACCGGCCCCUGCCCGAGCUCGCACCCGGUUAGGCUGCCGCAGUUGAUGUACGAGGUCAUGUGGGAUACCCAAGCGUUCAACGACAAGAGCCUCUGGCCCGAGGAUGGGUCGCAGCCGUUUGUGUGGAGCACUGGUGACGGGCUUGGGUACUCCCAACACGGCGAUUACGUCUUUGGCUGGAAGGGAGACUCUCUGCAGCGCGCGCUCGAUGCCCGUUGUUCCAAUGCGGUUUGCAAGGAGCUCAAGACCCAAUCGUCUGAGGAGGCGAUGAGGUGCACUCAGCCACAGAAUAUUCCAGAGAAUGUUGAUGGAUGGCUGCAAAAGAUUCCUGGCGAUGUCAUGUAGAUUGUGAUCGGACAUGUACCUAACGAAGCGGGAAGACCGAGGUGUGGGGGA